AUGUGCAAAGAGAUCUCCAGGCUGAAAGAGUCCCUGCAGGAGAAGGAGAGGGAGGCACAGGAGCUGACGGAGGCCGAGACAGCCCAGCAGGCGCGGGCCCGGGCCACCAGCCACGUGCUGUGUCGCUCCCUGGCCGAGGAGGCCCACCAGCUUCGGAGGACGCUGGCCGCCACCGCCCGGAUGUGCCAGCAGCUGGCCCGGUGUCUGGAGGAGAGGCAGCGAGUGGCAGGGACCGAGACCCUCGAGGAGGAGCCAGGGCCCCUUGGUGGGGACGCUGUCCUGCAGGCUGAGGUGGAGAAGUUACGGGAAGAGAACCAGCACCUGAAGGCCAAGGUCACUCGAGUGGAGGACCUCAACGCCAGGUGGCAGCGGUACGAUGCCAGCAGGGACAAGUAUGUGCGGGGGCUGCAGGCCCUGGGCCAGCCAGACCCACCUUCUGCCAUGCACCUGCGGAACGAGGUGGCCAGGCUCAGCCAGCAGCUGCAGGAGGCGCUUAGCCAGCAGGCCCAGGCUCAGCGGGAGCUGGUGGCUGCUUGGGGGUCCCGAGAUGCCGCGCUGGAGCGGGGGCAGAUGCUGGAGCAGCAGCUCCUUGUGUACAAGGAUGACUUCUCAUCGGAGCGGGCGGAUCGAGAGCGGGCCCAGGGCAGGAUCCAGGAGCUGCAGGACACAGUGGCCUCCCUGCAGGACCAGAUAUCCAGGAGACAGGACACCUGGGGGCCGGACUUGGCGACUGAGGCCCCAGCACAGGCGGUGCUGCUGCCCUCACGGCCAGAGCCGCCCACAGGCCCCAGGGGCCAGGGAGACCUCCAGUGUCCCCACUGCCUGCGCCACUUCAGCGACGAACAGGGAGAGGAGCUCUUCAAGCACGUGGCCGAGUGCUGCCAGUGAGCAGCCCCGCCCUGUACCCGCAAUGCCCGCCCUCCCAUUGGCCACGCUGUGCUGCCGGCUUCCGACAUCCCUGCCCACGCGCCUGCGCAGGCCCUGGACGGGA
Messenger RNA from Echinops telfairi (small Madagascar hedgehog), 991 nucleotides. It is a transcript of the gene TNIP2, whose product is annotated as TNFAIP3 interacting protein 2. Lineage: Eukaryota; Metazoa; Chordata; Mammalia; Afrosoricida; Tenrecidae. Gene Ontology annotation, biological process: regulation of transcription by RNA polymerase II; cellular response to lipopolysaccharide. Gene Ontology annotation, molecular function: K63-linked polyubiquitin modification-dependent protein binding. Bases 1 to 888 code for a protein of 295 amino acids. The transcript is spliced from 6 exons. The record is from RefSeq and is a predicted model, not a curated record.